AUGUCAGAAAUCCCUGCUAUGCAAGCAACCGUUGCCCAAGAAGCAUUCGGUAGUCCAACUCAUGUCAAUAAUGAACCUCCAAGAACAGAAAUGACAUAUAAUAAAGAAGAACAUCAUGAUGAUUCAGGUGCUUCUUCUGAAUCAUCUUCAUUAGAUGAUAAUCAUUCAGGUUAUGAAAGACAUGCCAAUGAAUGUACUGAAUUUUGUAUUGAACUUUUUACUUGUUUCGGUUUAUUCAAUGCAUGUUGUCCUGCUAAUGGUGAAGGUUGUCUUACAUCAACUGCAACCUUCUGUGGUAAUAUUUUAUUUGCGUGUUGUAAGUGCUAA
Scheffersomyces amazonensis is the source of this 327-nucleotide messenger RNA. RefSeq lists its product as uncharacterized. The transcript has a single exon. The coding region runs from base 1 to 327 and encodes 108 amino acids. Lineage: Eukaryota; Fungi; Ascomycota; Pichiomycetes; Serinales; Debaryomycetaceae. The record is from RefSeq and is a predicted model, not a curated record.